GCUGCGCCGCCCGGGUUUGUUGACGGGCACUCGCGCCGAGCAAUCGGGGGCCGCUUUCGGCUUGGCGCGAGCGGCCUGUGCUCCCCGCUCAGCUGCCCUGGCAGCGGCUGUGCCCCGCUGGCCCCUCUCCUCCCUCAGUUCCUGCCACGCUUCUCUCUGCACGCCGUCCCUUUCCCUGCCCGGGCCGUCCGUCCCCAUCCCGCCUCGCCCCACGGUCUCCGUCGCCGUUCCGUUGCCCCCCGGCCCACAGGAGCCUGUCCCCGUGCCCGUCACGGCGCCGAUGGCGGGCGUGAUCCGGCGCCUGGAUGAAACCGUGGUGAAUCGCAUCGCGGCCGGCGAGGUCAUCCAGAGGCCGGCCAACGCCAUCAAGGAGAUGAUAGAGAACUGUUUGGAUGCUAAAUCUACGAGUAUCCAAGUAGUAGUUAAAGAAGGUGGUCUGAAGCUCAUCCAGGUCCAAGAUAAUGGCUGUGGCAUCAGAAAAGAAGAUCUGGACAUUGUAUGUGAGAGAUUUACUACGAGUAAACUGCAAAAAUUUGAAGACUUGGCUAGCAUUUCCACCUAUGGUUUUAGGGGUGAGGCAUUGGCCAGCAUCAGCCACGUUGCUCACGUUACAGUAACAACCAAAACAGCUGAUGCAAAGUGUGCAUUCAGAGCUGCUUACAGUGAUGGAAAAAUUAAAGCCCCUCCAAAACCCUGCGCUGGAAACCAAGGAACUCAGAUCACAGUUGAAGAUCUUUUUUACAAUGUAAAUACAAGGAGGAAAGCUUUAAAAAAUCCAAAUGAAGAAUAUGCAAAAAUACUGGAAGUUGUUGGCAGGUAUGCCAUCCAUAACUCGGGGGUCAGCUUUUCAGUUAAAAAGCAAGGGGAAACCGUAUCGGACGUUAGAACCUUAUCAAACGCCUCAACAGUGGACAACAUUAGGUCCAUCUUUGGCAAUGCUGUUAGCAGGGAACUGAUAGAAGUGAGCUGUGAAGAUGCAAGUCUGGCCUUUAAAAUGAAAGGCUACAUCACAAAUGCAAACUACUCUGUGAAGAAAUGUGUAUUUUUACUCUUCAUAAACCAUCGACUGGUGGAGUCGGCCGCUUUGCGGAAAGCCAUAGAAACUGUGUAUGCUGCUUACCUGCCCAAAAGCACCCAUCCAUUCCUAUACUUAAGCCUGGAAAUAGCCCCCCAGAACGUAGACGUGAACGUGCACCCUACAAAACACGAGGUCCAUUUCCUUCAUGAAGACUGUAUUCUAGAGAGAGUACAACAACAUGUAGAAAGCAAGUUACUGGGCUCCAAUUCUUCAAGGAUGUACUUCACUCAGACGCUGCUUCCAGGGGCUGACUGUUCUGCCGAGGUGGUAAAACCAGCAACAAACUCCUCUGUGGGUGCCAAAGGAACGAGUGACAAAGUUUAUGCCCAUGAGCUGGUCCGUACAGACUCCAGGGAGCAGAAGCUGGAUGCUUUCCUGCAGCCACUGAACAACCCCCUCAGCACAGCCCCCAGCGCGGCGGCGGCAGAGGCCAGUGCUGGACCCCCGGAGGGCACGGCCCGGCCACAGGAUGCCGAAAUGGAAGAUGUCAGUGAUCUGGUUGAGAAAGCUGAUGAUGUUCAGGAGGACAUGGGAGUGCCUGGGGGGCCGAGAGAGAGUGGACCCUUGUCUCCUGAGACAGAGCCUCCUUGCAAGAGACCACGGGAAGACACGGAUGUAGACAUGGAGAAAGAUCCCACCAGGAAGGACAUGACUGCUGCCUGCACCCCAAAGAGAAGAAUCAUCAACUUGACCAGCGUACUGAGUCUCCAGGAGGAAAUCAGUAACCAAGCACAUGCCCAUCUUCAGGAGAUGCUGCGUGACCACUCGUUUGUUGGCUGUGUCAGUCCUCAGUGGGCUCUGGCCCAGUAUCAGACAAAACUAUAUCUUCUCAAUACAACAAAACUCAGCCAAGAACUCUUCUACCAGAUACUUAUUUAUGACUUUGCAAACUUUGGAGUCUUACGGUUGUCUGAGCCUGCUCCUUUAUAUGAGCUUUCGAUGCUUGCUUUAGAGGAUCCUGCAAGCGGCUGGACAGAAGAGGACGGCCCCAAGGAAGGGCUGGCCGAGUACAUUGUGGAGUUUCUGAAAAAGAAGACUGAAAUGUUGAAAGACUAUUUUUCCCUUGAAAUUGAUGAGGAAGGAAACCUUACUGGGCUACCACUUCUGAUAGACAACUACGUUCCGCCGCUGGAAGGACUGCCGAUGUUUAUCCUUCGCCUGGCCACAGAGGUAAACUGGGAUGAAGAAAAGGAGUGUUUUGAAAGCCUAAGUAAAGAAUUAGCUCUGUUCUACUCCAUAAGAAAGCAAUAUGUAAUAGAUGAGGCCAACCAGACCAACUCUCAGAAUGAAGAGUCUGACUCAGGUGGUUCAACAACAUGGAAAUGGACUGUGGAACAUGUACUUUACAAAGCUUUUAGGACUCAUCUUUUACCUCCUAAACACUUCACAGAAGAUGGCAACAUUUUGCAGCUUGCUAACCUGCCUGACCUGUACAAAGUUUUUGAGAGAUGCUGACCAAGUGGUUGUUAGAGACUGGUACAUAUCUAAAGCCCAUCCACGCUCCAUUCUCUUUGACUUGGUAGAGGAUAAAGCUGGAAUCUUGGAGGAAAGAAAAAGAGAGGACUUACUGUCAUACUGUCAUGGCAGCAAAUGUUCUAUUUUCCUUCUGUUGAUCAAAAAAUAAAGAGAACUGUUUUAGCUGUGCCUAAAU
Messenger RNA from Colius striatus (speckled mousebird), 2729 nucleotides. It is a transcript of the gene MLH1, whose product is annotated as mutL homolog 1. The transcript has 19 exons. Gene Ontology annotation, molecular function: ATP-dependent DNA damage sensor activity; ATP hydrolysis activity; mismatched DNA binding. Gene Ontology annotation, biological process: mismatch repair. Lineage: Eukaryota; Metazoa; Chordata; Aves; Coliiformes; Coliidae. Bases 281 to 2533 code for a protein of 750 amino acids. The record is from RefSeq and is a predicted model, not a curated record. Gene Ontology annotation, cellular component: MutLalpha complex.